AUGGGUGACGAGGAGCCUCAGGAAGAGGCUGACUCCAGUCUGUCGUGGCAAGACUUACCUGAGUGUGUCAAGAAGGCUCUUGAUCAGGAGUCGCGACAGCCUUCUCCCGAGAUUUUGUCGAAUUUGUUUUCAGAUGAUUCAGACAUCAAAGAUUUUGUGGAAUCACUGGGACUUACAAUGGGCUCAGCUGAAUGGUUCAGUGCAUGCGAGAUUCUUGAAAAGGUUUGCGCUGAUGUAUCACCGGCUGCAGAUCGUGUCGUGAGGACUAGAGCUGUGCAAGGUCAGCUGGCGCAAACGUCCUCAUCGAUUUCGGCUGGGCCUCAGCAGCAGCUUGAAGUAAGCACUGGAUGGCUUCAGACAAGGGCCGGUGCAAAGCGGUCACUUACAGCGUGGCCGUGUCGGUUGGCCAAGAAACUUGCCUUGGCCAAGCACGAUCGUGCGAGGGCCGAUGCUGAAGCUACAGAGCUCCGACGCUGGAGGCAGGCUUUAGCGAAGGAGCUGAAAAGGGCUGGUAUGCCGGUGUGCUCAAUGGCAAGUUACGCCCUUGAUAGCCAAGCUGUACUGGAGGCGUCACGUGAGGGAAUGGUCCAAGUUUUCGCAUGGUUUUUCGCUGUUGAGGGGACAGUGUUCCCCACGCAUCUGGGCAUCUUGAUGAAUUAUGUGGAAGAGCUGGCGCAGGAACCUUGUGCCAGGACCAGGCUACAGUCUGUGCUCUCUGCAGUGAUUUUCUUCGAGAGGGUCGGAGGAGUCAAGGCCGAGGCCUCCAUCUCUUCGCAUGUCCUGGUGCGGAACUUGGUUCGGGUUCGCACUGCUGAGCUUGAAGCAGGGGCGCCGCCGACAAAACAAGCUCCAGCAUUGGCCCUCAUCAUGGUCAUGUCUUUAGAGGCUGUGGUUGUGAAUUCUGCGCAUAAGAAGUUCGUCAGAGCGUAUGCGUGGGCACGGCUAUUGAAACUAUGGACAUCUAGCAGGGCCAAUGACCUUCAGGGCAUUCUACCGGAGCAGAUGACGAUGUCUUCACAAGGACUACGAGGAGUUUUCGAUAGAACGAAAACCUCGGGAGCUGACAAACGCAUCAGAUGGCUGCCGUUCUUUGUUUGCAAGGAUGCUUGGCUUUUGCAUAGCGAUUGGCUGGCUGCCGGAUAUGAGAUCUGGGCUUCUGAUGGUUUUGCCUUCUCCAGGGAUUAUCUGGUGCCUCGGCCUACAAAGGGACUGACCUCCUGCCUGCCAGUUAUGGCGAGCUAUGUGGAUAUGUCAACGAUGUCCAAGCAGCUCCUGUGGGAGCUAAAGCGGCCCGAGUCCCGAGUUGACCGAGGUCUUGAUGAUUUGUUUCAGGCGCUACAGAGGGCCGGUGUCGAGAGCUCGGUGCGUGACAGGGCUCUUGACCUCUUGCGGCCGUUGGAGGGAAUGAUCAGUUUCUUCAUCACGCGUCUUGAGGGCCUCAUGGAGCCGGAGCCUGCUUCAGAGCCGUCUGCUGAGCUUCACGAGAGGGAAAGCACGGAUGAUACUUUCUUGCUGCUUUCUGACCAUGUGUGGGAGCUAGAGCAGCGGGUGGCAGUUCUGGAGCGGCGACUGAUUGCGGUCGACCCGGGAAAGGGCAAAGGCAAAGCCCUGAAACGUGCACUGGCUGCUGCAGCAGCCGAGGAGGCCCCUGGCAAGAAGGAGAACGUCUCUCAAGGACUCGAUUCUCCUCCACAAUCCGACAUUUCUUUUCUCUAUCUCUUCGCGGGAGAGUCUCGCCGGGCUGACUUGAAAUCAUUCCUGGCGGCUGCCUGCGAGAAGGCCGGGCUGUCAUUCCGCUAUCAAGAAGUUGAUAUCGGGGAAUCGGCUCCGGAUGUUCUUUCAGAUUCUUUUUGGUUGAGAUUGCUCAAUCAAGUUCGACGACAUGAAUUCAAUCUUCUUUUCAUGAGCCCGCCAUAUUCUACAUUCAACCGGGCCACGUUCGUCAAUCGCACAGGACCGCCGCCUCUGCGGAACUCGGACUGGCCGGAAGGUUUUCCCUGGCUAUCCGGUGUAUGGAAAUCCAAGGCAGAAGCUGGAACGAGUUUGGUGCGCCGGGUAUUGUCCUUAGCCACCCUGGCCACCAAGGAGCAUGUACCCUGGUUGAUCGAGCAUCCGGAAUUUUUGGGUGCUACAGCGGCUGGUACCCCGGCUUCGAUCUGGACUUGGGAAGAAGCUGUUCGUGUUUUCCAGGAGACUCGCGCCACUUCGGUGGCCCUUCAUCUUUGUGCCUUCGGCGCCGCUCAGAGGCGGCCGACACGAUUAGCUGGAACCUGGCACGGUCUACGAUCGGUUGGUGUAUCCGGUUGGCCGCGACUCGACCCUCAGCAGCACUAUCGAGGGCCGUUGUCUCGCAAAUGCGGUCAUGCACAUGCCCCUCUCAUCGGCACCGACGAAAAUGGUCAAUUUCUCGCCGGGCCGGCUGCUUACCCUUCGGGCUUCUGUGAGGCGCUGGCCAGUAUUGCGGUUCUCACCUUCAGGCAAAGAGUGUCCUCCGAAUCGGUGUUGGGGGAGGAGCAAGCUCGUUCUUCAGACACUCUUGAGAAUGCGACUUCGACAGCGGUGGUCCAUCAGGCUGAAGCUCUGGCAGGGCGCUUGCAACACUCGGCGGUCUCGAAGGAGUCUUUGCUUCAGAUCUUCGACUUGCUUCCCGGCGAAGAAUUGGCCCGAGAUGGUGUCACUUGGAAGGAUUCGAAAUCUUUUGCUGUCGGGGCUUAUGCCGUGGGCGGUAGCCUUGCCGGCCUUCGUAGGAACUCCAGGUUGUUUCCCGGGGCAAUGAGCGAGGAUCGAGAAAUCUCGUGGCAGGGCUCACGUCCUUUCGGGGCGGGGGCAUCUGGACUCAGGAUGGCGGAGGUCAAGAACCGUGCCCUUCGAAUCCCUCAUUAG
Messenger RNA from Symbiodinium sp. CCMP2592, 2883 nucleotides. NCBI's taxonomy places the organism in Eukaryota, Dinophyceae, Suessiales, Symbiodiniaceae. The record is from the annotation of a GenBank genome assembly.